This is a messenger RNA of Physcomitrium patens, 8038 nucleotides long. RefSeq lists its product as uncharacterized. The record is from RefSeq and is a predicted model, not a curated record. Gene Ontology annotation, biological process: cell morphogenesis. Gene Ontology annotation, cellular component: cell cortex; site of polarized growth. NCBI's taxonomy places the organism in Eukaryota, Viridiplantae, Streptophyta, Bryopsida, Funariales, Funariaceae.
UUGCCGCAACUGUUUUCCACAAUCCUGUUCAUUAUUGUCGAAUGAAGGAUUCGAGGUACGUUUGAUACCCAAGAGCGCCCAGGCCGAGUAAUCCGGGUAACCCGCCCUGAUUCUGUCCGCAACCCUCGUCGGGUCCGGCAACGCACAGUGAUACUCACUUUGAAAAGAUUUUCCUUCCUCGAUAUUUCGAUCACUGCCGUCGUCAAUUGAACCGAGUUGUUGAUUUCCGUGUCUCAACUUCGGAAUUCCGACGCUUGGCUAGACCUUCUCGAACGUUAUCGUUUGCACCAGCAGUAUGCAUUGUAAUUAGCACAGCGGAAGGUUGGGAUGUAGAUAUUUGAGACUGAGGUGAGGGAGUUUGAGGGGUUUGAAGAGAUUGCAGGGAUUGAGUAUGCUUGUGCAGAUUGGUGUUAAGCUGCGAGGAUAUCAUCGAGGAAUUGAAUCGCAAAAGAGACGAUGGGAGGCAGGGAUUGGAUAGAGUGAGUUGGUGCUUCUUUUUGCCGCACAUGUAGUGUGGAGCAGCUGAGAAGAAGCGAAGGAGAUCGAGGUGUUAGAAGCGAGCUAUCUGCCACAAUGCGGGCAGCUCAUGCGCCCAAGCUGAUCGUGGAUGCGCUCUUGCAGCGCUUCCUGCCACUUGCACGCAGGCGUGUCGACACUGCCCAAGCGCAGGAUGGGCAGUAUUUGCGAGCAUCAGAUCCUUCUUACGAACAAGUGCUUGAUUCCUUGGCUAUGGUGGCCCAGCAUACGCCAAUACCCCUUCUCGAGGCACUUCUUAAAUGGCAGGAAAGUGAAACACCGAAAGUGCCAAAUGAUGCUUCGACUUUCCAGAGGAAGCUGGCUGUGGAGUGUAUUUUCUGCUCAGCUUGCAUUCGGAUCGUGGAGUGCUGCCCAGCAGAAGGUCUCACCGAGGUACUCUGGGCGGGGCUUGAGAAAUUUGCGUUUGAUUGGCUACUCAAUGCCGACAGAGUUGUGAGCCAAGCGGAGUAUCCAUCUCUGAUUGACCUGCGAGGACUACUUUUAGACCUUGUUGCACAGCUGCUGGGUGCUCUCUCUAGAUUAAGGUUUAGUUCUAUUACUGAGCGAUAUUUUUUGGAGCUGAAUACGCGGCGCUCUUAUGACACUGUGCGUAGUGAGACGCUAAGCCUUAUACAUGGGAUGCGCUACCUCAAACUUGAGAUGACAACGAGUUCUGGUCUCAAUGCUGCUACUUCUUUCAUUAUUAAGGCAAAUCCGUUCGAUGGAACCUCUACAAAGAAAAAGACUGAACUUCAUCAUGCUCUCUGCAACAUGUUAUCAAGCAUCCUUGUUCCUUUGGCAGAGUGCAGAAAGGGAGCUUGGCCACCAAAUGGAGGCGAUCAAGCUCUAAGCCUUUGGUACGAUGCAGUUUUCAGACUGCGGAGUCAGCUCAAUCUAUGGAUGGAUAAGCAAACCAAGCAUGUUAUUGUUGGUUACCCAUUGCUUACGUUGCUCCUCUCCCUGGGAGAUCCUCAAACAUUUAAAGAUUCAUUUGGUAACCAUCUCGACAAUCUUUACAAGCUUCUCAAGGACAAAGUGCUACGGUCCAUGGCGUUGGAUUGUCUCCACAGAGUGCUUCGGUUUUACCUCAAUGUACACGCAGGCAGCCAACCGGAAAUUCAAGUAUGGAUCUAUCUGAAUAGCAUAUCCACAACACUUUUGUCCAGCUUGAAAAAAGGUUCUCUCACUCAGGACGUACAGCAUGAUAAACUCGUGGAUUUCUGUGUAACUAUUGCUGACUCCUACCUUGAUUUCUCAAUGAAUCAUAUGAUAUUAGAGCUUUUACGUACUGAGCUGAGUGAAGCCAAAGUUAUUGGUCUGCGUGCUUUAUUAGCCGUAGUCUCCAGCCCAUCACAUCAUCGUUAUGGGUCAGAUACUUUUGGGAUCGAAGAUUUACAUUCUUCUGCUACUUCAUCUCUUCGGGGUACGUCUACUUCGUGGUCCUAUGCCUCAAGCUCGGCUAGUGGUGAAACAGCCUCAGAAGGACACGAUAUUGGCCCUUACAUACCCAAGGUUCGAUUUGCUCUGGGCGCUAUCAUCAAGUCUUGCCAUGCAAUAUUCGGAAAUUUGGUAAUGACGUCUACCAAAAUUACGACAGAGCCGACGACGAAAGAGAAAUCACAAGGAUGGCUUGUAUUCCGUUGGGCUCUGAAAUGCGUUCCGCAUCUUAUUCCAGAGCAAUGGCAAGCUGAGAAGUUGACAGAGAUUAUUCCAAUGUAUGCUAUCAGUGUAGACACAGGUGUUAGAGAAGAAGCAAUUCAGGUACUUUUUAGGACUGUGCGGGAUCUGCCUCAAAGUAGGUUUGCCGUUAUGCGGGGGAUGGCAAAUUUCAUAAUGCAAAUCCCGGAUGAUUACAAUUUAUUGAUCCAUUCGUCACUUGGCCGCUUAGUACAGUUGUUACAUGCUUGGCGUUCUUGUCUUGCUGAAGAGGCUUCCUCUGGAUUCGUUCCAAGGAAAACAGGAAAAGCAGGUCAUUUGUCAACUUUGACAACAAUGUCAGGAUUUGCAGAGGGUGAAGGGAGCAACUUUGAUCCUUCUGGCAUGGACGCAGUUGGCCUUAUAUUUCUUUGUUCCAUAGACGUACAUAUACGACGUACUGCAUUGGAGCUUUUGCGUUGCGUGCGUGAUCUACAGAACGACAUAAUUCGCUACACUCAUAAAGACACAGCUGGAAAACCUCCUUCAUUUGUAAUUGAUGUCUUCGAGGAAACUGGGGAAGACAUUGUUCAGCGAUGCUACUGGGAUACACUGCGAUGGUACGACCUUCGGCGUGAGUGGGAUGUGCCCCCUGUGGAUAUCAAUCUCCAAUCUGUAUUAGAAAGUUCCGAAAAGGGGCGGUGGGCACGGUGCUUGAGUGAACUAGUUACGUAUAUUGCAGAAUUGUGUCCUAAUGCGAUACAAGGAGCCAGAUUGGAAAUCAUCUCAAGACUGGCUAAUAUUACACCCAUGGAUUUGAGUAGUAAAUCUGCGCAAUCACAUGAAAGUGAUAGCAAGCUUGACCAGUGGCACUUGUACUCCAUGUUUGCCUGCGGCUGUCCGCCGGAGGACAGCAGCGAUGGUGGAAUUCGUUCUGUGAGAGACCUUUGUAGGCUUGUAUUUCCUUAUCUCAAAUCUGGAAACGAAGGGCAAGUUCUUGCAGCUACACUUGCCUUAGGGCACUCGACUUUGGAGCUCUCCGAGCUGAUGUUCUCUGACCUUACCACAUUCGUUGAGGAAGCCACCUCUGAGAUGGAAAGUCGACCAAAGUGGAAGAGUCAGAAAUGGAGGCAAGUGGAUGUUAGGGUCCAUGUGGCGGAUGUUUAUCGUCUGGUGGCAGAGAAUGUGUGGCCUGGUAUACUGACCCGCAGGCCUGCGCUACGCAACCACUUUCUGAAGUUCAUUGAAGAAACAGUUCGUCAGGUGCAAGUUGGGCCGUUUGAAAACUUCCAAGAGAUUCAGUCUUUGCGUUAUGCGUUAGCUUGCGUGUUGAGAUCCCUUGCAGUUGAUAUGGUGAAGGCACAAUCGGAGAGGUUUGAUCUUCGCGACCGCAAAAAAUUGUUCGAUCUUCUUGCUACAUGGUGUGAAGACGUAACGAGUGGAUGGGGUCAAGAUGGUGGAAGUGAGUAUAGACGUGAAGUUGGUCGCUACAAAGCUGCUCAGAGUCUCAGAGUCAAAGAUUCCAUGGACAAACAUACAAUUGAGAAGGAAAUCAAUGAUCGUGUUGAUGCAAUUCAGUGGGUGGCAAUGAAUGCCAUGGCAGCACUUCUGUAUGGUCCGUGCUUCGAUGAUAAUGUCCGCAAAAUGAGUGGGCGUAUAGUGGCUUGGAUAAACAGCCUUUUUCUGGAACCAGCGGGAAGGGUGCCAGGCGGCUAUUCACCAGCGGAAGCGCGAAACAUAUCGUCACAUUCUAGGUUUGGGAUAACUGGAUUUCUAGAAGGAAUGAGGGGUGGAACUGCUCGAGACAAGCAACGGGGAAGCCCAGCUCGAGUUCUCUUGGCGAAGAGUGCCCUAAUGAAUCUGCUUCAAAGUAACCUGGAUCUCUUCCCUGCAUUUAUUGAUCAGUGUUACUCAUCAGAUCCUUCCAUAGCAGACGGGUAUUUUACUGUCCUGGCUGAAGUGUACAUGCGUCAAGAAGUACCCAAAUGUGAUAUACCACGUCUACUUAGCUUGAUCCUGUACAAGGUUGUUGACCAGUCAAGACAGAUCCGGGAUGAUGCAUUGCAAAUGCUGGAGACCUUGUCAAUUCGUGCAUGGGCUGAAGAGGGUGAGGAUGCAGGGCGAUACAGAGCUGCUGUGGUGGGUAGUCUACCUGAUUCAUAUCAACAGUUUCAGUAUCAGUUGUCAGCCAAACUAGCUAAGGAGCAUCCUGAGCUAAGUGAAGCACUGUGCGAAGAGAUAAUGCAGAGGCAGCUCGAUGCUGUCGACAUCAUUGCACAGCAUCAGGUUCUCACGUGCAUGGCUCCUUGGAUCGACAACCUCGACUUCGUUCAACUUUUGGAGUCGGGUUGGAGUGAUCGCCUGCUUAAAAGCCUGUAUUAUGUGACUUGGCGGCAUGGAGAUCAAUUCCCCGAUGAGAUAGAGAAGUUGUGGAUUACAGUGGCUGGAAAAUGGAAAAAUAUCGUUCCUGUACUCAAUUUCCUUAUUACGAAGGGUAUUGAGGAUUGUGAUUCAAAUGCGUCGGGUGAAAUCAGUGGUGCAUUCGCCACAUACUUUUCAGUAGCAAAACGUAUAAGUCUCUAUUUGGCCCGAAUUUCUCCUCAGCAAACCAUUGACCAGUUGGUGUGCGAACUGGCACAAUGUAGACUUGAGGACCCACCUGAAGCGGUCAAAAGAGCCGAUCCUUACUUUGAUAAUGAAGUUGGCAUAUUAGAAUUUUCGCAAGGUCCGCCUCUUUCACAAAUGGAUUCCUCAGCUUUGAGAAGCUCCACUGAUGGCACCAUAAGAAAUGUUAGUGGCAAUUUGAGCUGGCGAACGGCCACAGGACGCAGCAUGUCUGGGCCUUUGAACCAGAUGCCAGAACAACUGAUCAACGUGCAUACAGGACGCUCUGGCCAAUUGUUUGCAAGUUCUGGACCAUUGAUGAGCUUUUCAAGCCCUCUAAUGGGAGUUCGAACUUCCACAGGAAGCAUGAAGAGUCGUCAUUUGUCUCGCGACAGUGGUGAUUAUUUUCUUGACACUCCUUCUGCUGACGAUAUCCGGUCCAGUUCUCAGGCAGCAGCUGGUGGAGAUCCGCAAGCACAUCAACACUGGCUUUCUCGUGCUGAUAUUGCGCUUAUACUUCUUGCUGAAAUUGCGUACGAGAAUGACGAAGAUUUUCGCGGACAUCUUCCGCUUCUCUUUCACGUUACCUUCGUGUCCAUGGAUAGUUCAGAGGAUAUUGUGCUUGAGCACUGUCAACAGCUCUUAGUGAAUCUCCUCUAUUCACUUGCCGGCCGGCACCUGGAAUUAUAUGAUUCUGGAGAUCAUGGCGACAGUGAGUACAAACAACAAGUAGUUAGCCUCAUCAAGUAUGUCCAAUCCAAGAAGAGUAGCAUGAUGUGGGAGAAUGAAGACAUGAGUCUGACUCGGACAGAGCUUCCCAGUGCUGCUCUUUUGUCAGCUUUGGUGUUGAGUGUGGUUGAUGCGAUCUUUUUUCAGGGCGACUUACGUGAAAAUUGGGGAGAGGAGGCCCUUAAGUGGGCAAUGGAGUGCACAUCGAGGCAUCUUGCAAGUCGAUCACAUCAAAUCUACAGAGCCCUUCGGCCAAGUGUGACGAGUGAUACAUGUGUGUCUCUAUUGCGUUGCCUUCAUCGCUGCUUCUGUAAUCCAUCACAACAAGUGCUGGGGUUUGUCAUGGAAAUUCUGCUAACCCUCCAGGUGAUGGUUGAGGUUAUGGAGCCAGAGAAAGUAAUAUUAUACCCUCAGGUGUUUUGGGGCUGUGUUGCUAUGCUACAUACAGACUUUGUUUAUGUCUAUACCCAAGUCUUGGAGCUUUUUGCAAGAGUCUUGGAUCGGCUUUCUUUUAAUGAUCAGACAGCUGAAAAUGUACUCAUCUCUAAUAUGCCUCGUACUGAAGUAGAACGGGACGAUCGAGAUUUAGGUCGUCUCGACUCGAAAGGUUUUUACCUUGGUAGUGAUAGAUCGUUUGAAUCUCCAUCAAGACAAAACUUUCCUCCUGCAAAUAGGGAAGAAGCAGAUGCCGACAAGACCCCUCCAUUUGAGGGAGUACAACCCUUGAUUUUGAAGGGUCUCAUGUCAACAGUGAGUCACGCAUCUGCUAUAGAGGUGCUGUCUAGAAUAACUCUGCAUUCAUGUGACCAAAUUUUUGGCAACUCGGAGACACGAUUGUUGAUGCAUGUCGUGGGGUUGUUGCCAUGGCUCUGUUUGCAACUGUACAAAGAGGAGAGCGUAGAAGUUUCUGAUACGUCACCUCUACAGCAGCAGCUACAGAAGGCGAGGUCAGUAGCAGCAAAUAUUGCACAGUGGUGUGCCGCGAAGCAGUUAGAGGAUCUGGGCGCGGUUUUUUUGGCUUACUCGGAAGGACAAGCAAUAACUACAGAGAAUUUGUUAGAGCAGGUCGCUCCGCUGCUCUGCUCUGAGUGGUUCCCUGCACACUCAAGUUUAGCAUUCAGUCAUCUGCUCCUCCUGCUAGAAAAAGGGCCAGUGGAGUAUCAGCGAAUCAUUCUUCUCAUGCUGAGGUCAUUGGUGCGGUAUACACCGAUAGAGAGUGCCAGAAUUCCCCAGGUAUAUGCUGCUGUAUCACAGCUGGUGGAAAGUCCACUUUGCAUGGAGGCUGUGAGUGUGCUGGAGGCCGUAUUGCAGAGCAGCACUGUGUACGGGAGUGUACAUUCAGAGACGCCUCCCACAGCUAAUCUUCAGGAAAACGGGACAACUAACAAUGCUCCACGCUAUUAUGCACGUCGUCCUGAUGAUUCUUCACCAAGCCCUCAAAGAAAUAUGGCGUCUCAAAACUCGCUCAAGUUGCGUGCACCAGUUCAACACGUAUGGACCGGUUCUGCGGGGCCAGUGCCAAGUGGCGGCGUCAGUCCUGUAGCCGCCGACAUACUUCCAUCCAGGGAGAAAGCAUUACGAAAUACUCAGUUAGCUCUUGGUCGUGUUUUGGAUACAUAUGGCUCGGGAAGGAAACGUGACUACAAGAGACUUGUGCCUUUCGUUCCCAGCAAUCUAGGGAUGACCUUUCGACCCGGUAAAUCUGAUCUUUGAAGAUUAUAUUAAACAUGAUGGUUCAUGCCCAUUUAAUUACUCCCAGUGUACCCAUUAGUGUAAGAAGCUGAAGCUCAGUGAAAAAGAAGGCAUUUUACGAGCACAUUGUUGUGCUUCUCAUCCAACAUCCUGCCCAGACAUACUUCCACACUGGCCAGGAAGGGGCUACUUACAUUGCUGAAGGAACCAAAUGCUGCUUACAAUGAGAGGUGGAUUUCAGAACACCACACUGGCUAUGCAGUAUAUCUAGUGUGCACUUGUGCCCCUUGAGGGCAGUGUUUUUUGCACCACUACAAGAGCUCUGAUGAUACCAGCAGGGGAGGGAUCUGGAGUACUUUGUCAUGAUGAUGAUUCAACUUAUCAUUGCGUGUUAGCCCUUGAGCAUGUGGAAGUUACUGUCGAUAAUCCUGCAAUUCUUCAGGUACCUCCUCUUAGAUAAUAUCCUGGAUUGUGAAGGCUCGGGGAAGCUUUCUUCACUUAGCUUCUCAUCCCACGUUUGCCAGUUCACUGUCAAAUAUUUAGGCUACAUGAUUUAUAUUUGUCUAGAAACUACUCAUUCACGUUAGAAGUAUUAUUCAUGUAAUUGUCCAAGAGAAGAACCCAAGCAGCACUGUGCUUUGCGUUGUACAAGGCCUCACAAUACCCCUUCGAGACAAUGAAGUUCAGGUAAUAAGUAACAAUAGAACAAAUUGUAGAUUUUAGAAAUAUUUCAGUUGGCGCUGCUACAGCAGCUACUCGUGCCGUGUUUCCAAUGAUGUGGAAAUUGGCAUCCACAUGUAAAAGGUCCAUAGGAAAUUUCAAUAUAUCUUGCAAAAACUGCGAGUCCAUUGUCUUGACUUCA